Molecule: messenger RNA, 4249 nt
Organism: Phymastichus coffea
Lineage: Eukaryota; Metazoa; Arthropoda; Insecta; Hymenoptera; Eulophidae
Product: type 1 phosphatidylinositol 4,5-bisphosphate 4-phosphatase
Exons: 6
Coding region: 61-831 (256 amino acids)
Biological process (GO): phosphatidylinositol dephosphorylation
Cellular component (GO): phagocytic vesicle membrane; late endosome membrane; lysosomal membrane
Molecular function (GO): phosphatidylinositol-4,5-bisphosphate 4-phosphatase activity
Source: RefSeq, a predicted model, not a curated record
UAUCGCGACCCUCCCCGUUUGUCGUCAAUUUACGUUGCGUAAAUCUGCAGCUUCCUAGACAUGGGCGACGGCAAGGACAAUGAGCGCCAGCCGCUCCUUAAAAAUGACAAUGUCAAUUACAGCAGCAGCGAGUUGGCAGUUAAUGGGUUUGCAGGAGAGGAUUCGCAAUCUCAAGUCAAUACAGUUGCUCCAAUUGGUCCUGAUGAAUUGCCGCCGUCAUAUCAAGCUAGUCAGGGUAACACUCAUAUGGUUACUUGUCGAGUAUGUCAAGCAAUGAUUGAUAUUUCUGGAAAAAGGGAUCAGCAUGUUGUAAAAUGUAAUCAAUGUAAUGAAGCUACUCCAAUAAAAAAUGCUCCACCAGGAAAGAAAUAUGUGCGGUGCCCAUGCAACUGUUUGCUCAUAUGCAAAAGUUCAUCUCAAAGGAUUGCAUGCCCAAGGCCUAAUUGUAAGCGAAUUAUCAAUUUGGCGCCAAGUCCAGUAACUCCUCCAGUUUUGUCAAUGCCUGGAAUGUGUCGAGUUUGCUGUGCUCAUUGCCAUGACACAUUUUUGUUUAAUACGUUAAACAAUGCUUUAGCACGUUGUCCACAUUGUCGAAAAGUUUCAUCUGUUGGACCAGAUUUCGCCCGGGGACGCGGAAUUAUAUUCAUUAUUCUUGGAGUUAUUUCUUUAGUCAUAGGAAUUGCUGUAACUGCGAGUACAUUUCAAAUUGUAAAGACCAAUGGAGGAAUAUAUGUUGCUUAUGUUGGUGCAUUCCUUUUAGCUAUUCUUUUAUUUGGAAGAAGUCUCUAUUAUUGUACAAUGAAGAUAAGUCUUAUAGAAGGACCCAUGUAGUUCUAUUAGAGAUAUCAAAGGCUGUUGCGACGCAAAAUAUCUUUUUAAUAUUAUUAUUACAUAAUCGAUUUAGAUAAGUUUACAGCGGUCAUUAUUAUGAAGUUACAAAAAAUACUAUUGCAUGUGAAGUAUAGUGGAAAAAAUCAAUAAUUUGAAUGAAUUUAUCAUUCACAAUAAAAUGUUAUCUUUAGUAUAAAAACUUACAUAAUGCUUUUAAAAAUAACAUGAUAAUGAUUUUGAUCAAAUUACUUUUCAAUAAGAUUUUUUAUGAUAAAAUGAUUGCGUGUCACGUAUGCUGAAUUCUCAUCGAACAGACGUGAAAAUCAGAGUAGGCAAUAAGUUUCUCAUCAGUGUAAUAAUAGAUAACACUCGACGUGUAAAUCGAGACUGCAAUGAACAAGAAAUAUCUUGAAAUAGCAAUGAAUAUGGGAUCUAUUUAUUGAUCAAGCCAUACACUUUUUGUUUAUCAUUAUUUAUAUUUAGAAUAAGAAGAACUUGGUAUAAUAAAAACAGUAAAAAAUUUGACUCAAAUUAUAUUUGUAAAAUAUCAAAUUUGAAAUUUUCAAUUCACGAUGUGAGAAAUUUUUAUCACGUUCAUUGCUUAAUGAACAUGAAUCUACAAUUAAAUUACAUUUUCGUUAGAAUUAAAAAUGAAUAAAUCCUAUAUUAAGGCUAAAACAAUUGUUAAUAUAACAAAAACUUGUUAAUAAGCGGUUUGAAAAGUUUGCUAGUGAAAGAUGGAUUAAAGUUCUUCCACAUCAUUUCUAAUUUGUAAUUUAAUUAUGGAAAUAAUAAUUAUGUUGAAGAAUUGAUUUGGACUUAAUAAAAGUAUCUCAAACACUUAAAAAAACGAAAACCAUUAAAAGAAGCAUUAUUUCCAAAAUGAUAAUCAUCACAUAAAAGCUUAUAACCAUAUUUUGUAAAGCUUUUCGAUUGUAAUUUGUAGGUAUAUUGUAAUAAUGUUUAUUUUUAUUUUUAUUGAUAAAUAUGUUCAUUAAUUUCAAGAUAAAAAUUUGAUAACUAAUUAAUUUCUGAAUAAGAGUUUCAAGUUCAAUAAAGUUAAUUACUUCAGUUUGGAUGAAUACCAUUCUUUUUAGUACUCAAAAUUGUAAAAAUAAAUUCAAUGUAUGUACAGAAUUGUAAAUUACAAAAAUAAAAUGUAUUUUUUUUUAUAUUUUGAUUAUUUUGUUAGUUGUUUUUUUUUCUUUUUUUUUUUUAACAAUCUUCUAGUUAUAAUUAUGUGGAAAAAAGUCUGAGUCAUGAGGAAGUGUGAAAUUUUUUAGUGUAUUUUAUUUAUUUUUCACAAAAUAAAUUUUGCACUCAUUAAUUGCAAAUAAUAAUACCUACUUAUUUAAAUUCACCCACGUACAAUUUUUUUGUAAUUACAUUACAAAAAAAUUCUGAGUUACGCGUAAUAUUAAGACUUUUUUAAAAUUGAAAUUCUUAAGAAACAAUCAACAUUUACUGUAAAAAUUCCAUUUAUUAUAAUAUGGAAACAAUCGAUUUUAAUUUAUCCCAAUUUCUUUUGGCACAUUAUAAGUAUAAUAUGACAGCAUGUAAUACAAUUUUAUACAACAAUGUAAUAACUAAUGUAAGAAGUAACAAUAAAAAAUAUGUUAAUUUGUUUAUGGAAGGCAGACAUUUUGCACUUCAUUUUGUAUAUAAUCAAAAUAAUAUGUGAUGACUAAAGAGAAGACUAAAAAUCUUUUCAGUGUCUGAUGACGGAUGUAAUAAUAAUUUUAUGAAUCCAAAUGACCGAAAAAAUUAAUCAUAUUGCGUAUUCCAUUCUUCUUAAACAUAUAGCCUGCUUGUUUUAAUAGUUAAUUUAGUUAUACAGUCAUUUUACAUCAAGGAAAUUGCAGGAUUAUUGUUUAAUUACUACAAAGGGCUACAAAGGGCUUAAUAUAUUUUUUUUGCCAAAUUCAUUGUGAUUAAUAAUAACAAUAUUAUGUAUGUAAGGUGACUGGAAAUUGAUCUACACAUUUUAAUUAUAUUGUUACAUGCGUCAAUUCAGUAUACCAUGCAACAUUGUUUUUGUAAAAUCUGUAAUCAUUUCAAUAAUAUCUGUAAUAAAAAAAAUGUUCAAUUUUAAAUAACUUUUUUGCUUUUGACCAAAAGUAUUGGAAUGUACAAAAAUAUGUGCUAUCAAUAACUAAUAUUUUGUGGUGUAUAUUGUAAGAAUUGUUUCUCAUAGGCUAAAUAAAAAGUUUUUAUUAUUAUUAGUGAAGUCCUGACAAAAUUUGAAAUAGUCUUAUUUGAAUUUUAUUCUAGUAUGUUUCAUUUCAUAGAACAAUCUGGCACAAACUAAAAAAUACGUUCUCUGUAGUUAUACAAUAAUAGCUCACCACAAGUAAACAAUAAAAGUCGCCAGUAGAUCAAAAACAAUAAUUUUUGUAAGACAUAACUUGAAAAUUCUCUUCUUACAACGUUUAAGUAAGAACGUCUCGAUUGAUCAGCAUUGCUACAAGCUCCAAAUUCUAAAAUAUCACAUUUGAGCUAAUUAAUUCGCUUUUUAUCUAUAAUAUAAAAAAAUAGGAAGUAACAUUUUCCAUUAUGUAUGUCGCAAUAAUCUUUAGCGAUAUCUGUUUACGUUAAGGGGUAACAUCUAUGUAGAAAUUUCAAAAAUUCAAUUUUUUUUUUUAAGCUAAUAUAGUAGAGAAACAUGUUAAAAAGAACGUCCCAAAGUGAUUUUACGAAAAAAAAAUUUUUCUCUGAGUUGUGAGCAUUAUACGCUAGGUAUCCCGCUGCGCGGUCGCGGUCCCGCGGUGCGCCCUUCGCUCCGAAAUGCUUACCUACCUGAGAUAUCCCUUUACGACUGUUUCUACUCGAAAAGAAGAGAAGAACAGCAAGGACAUACCAACUUGGAAGGUCAACUUUAUGGUGCUGGCAUCGCUGAAUGAAGGUGAAAACCGUUUAUAGUGAAUAUUUUUAAAACUAUGUUCGAUUUUUCCCGUUUUCUAACUUUGAAAGCGUUUUUCUCGAAACGACUUUUUUUCACUUUACCACCAUAAUUAUUCAGUCAAUUUUGAUCCGAUCGAUUUCAAAUUUCAGUACAAGUUUUAAAACAGCAUUUUCUAGAGAAAAGCGUAGGAUUUUGAUGAAAAGUUGAAAACUUUUUAUUUUACGGCUGAUUUUUCAUGCUUUUUUUAACGAAAAAAAAAAUUUUUUUUUCGAACUUUUGCAAAAAUUUUAAAAUUUGAUAUUUUUGAAAACCCCUACGUAGUUCUCUUGUUUUUAGUCCAUACAAUAAAUAAAAAUUUAAUUUAUGUGCUUCAGAUCAAUAGCGACGAUAAAAAAUUGGUGGUAGUGGAGGCCUCUCUAAAAAUUGCUGCUCUACUUAUAGCUCUAUACAGGCGCCAUUUUGUUUUUAAAUCCAUUGUAAAAAUUAAUUUGUGUAGUUCAAACCAUGUAUAAUAAA